This is a messenger RNA of Phytomonas sp. Hart1, 1185 nucleotides long. The record is from the annotation of a GenBank genome assembly. Lineage: Eukaryota; Euglenozoa; Kinetoplastea; Trypanosomatida; Trypanosomatidae.
AUGCUCGAUACGCUGCCGGAGGACGAGCUCGAGAGGCUCCACGAGAUCUUGGAGAAAAACGGCGUUGGAAAGCUAGUCCAUAAGCCGCAGUUUGGCGAUCUCAGCGUUAAGGUCUUUAAGGUUCCCCUAUGGUACAAAGACGCGCUGUUUAAGGCGAAUUGUAUCUUUGUUAACGCGCCCGUGACCUCGGAAUCGCUCACGCAUGCGCAAGUGAAUCGGUUUUACUAUGAAAAGAUGGGCACACUAACCACUAGUAGACGUCUGUAUGAGUUGAUUAGCGGUGGGUUGGAGCGGGAGGAGGAUCACUUGACUAUAGAGGACCUGAAGGAGAUGGUGAAAUGCUUGAUUUCCUCCCAUCCAAGCUUAGAGUUCCUCCAACAGCCUGAAUUCCAGGAGUACUAUUGUCGUACUGUCGCCAUUCGCAUCAUGUACGCCCUUGAGCGGCAGCAGUGCCGGAAGGUUUACUGGAGAGAUUUCGACCGAAGCGACCUUCCAGAGGUGAUGAUGAAACUAGAUAGCAAAGAUGUCAACCAAGUUUUAGAAUACUUUUCUUACGAACAUUUUUAUGUUUUGUAUUGUAAGUUUUGGGAGCUCGAUACCGAUCGUGAUUUAUUUAUUGACUACAGCGAUCUCUGUAACUACAGCCAAGGGUCCAUCGUGCCGACUGUCAUUAUGCGAGUGGUAGAGGGCUAUGGACGUCCACUAACUUCGACCGUACCAGGUCAUUUGGAUUUUGAAGAUUUUGUCUACUUUUGCUUAUCCGAGGAGGACAAAAACUCAGAACCUGCGGUUUACUACUGGUUCAAAAUCCUAGACGUGGAUGGUGAUGGCAUCCUUAGCGGACACGAGCUUUGUCAGUUUUACAAGGAGAACCAACAGCGCUUUUUAGAAUAUUCCGAAUCCCCGGACGGCGAUAUCGCGUACGAGGAUUCUAUGUGUCAAAUGUUGGAUAUGCUAGGAUUUGACCGUGUUAAAUCGCGGCGAUACGGCCUUACUUUAGGGGACCUGCGAGCCUGCCCAACGCCGUCAAACUUCUUUAAUAUGAUCUUUAACGCCCCGAAGUUUUUGUUGUUCGAACAUCGCGAUCCCUUCGCGGAGCAUCAGCAAAAGCUGAAAGUAGAAAAGACCGAUUGGGAUCGUUUUGCAAGAGCAGAAUACGAUCGUAUGGCGGCGGAGGCACAGUAA